CAGCUUGCUAGAGUUCGCCAUUUUGACAUUCGCUCACAGGAGCGUAGUGUUAGUGAAAUUAUCGUAAAAUUCUGUCGCCAUCCGUCCCUUUACCUCUAUUAUUAGGAUAGGAUUAAUUUUUCAGUCAUCCGUCAUUGGAACGAGCCCAGCUUAGCGGUUCGUUCCACAGGUUCCUCAGCAUCUAAAUGAGCGCCUGUGAUCAGCAUGUCAGCAUCGUCCGGGUCACAAGCAAAGGGGGAGAAAUCAAAGAAGUUUCAAUCGCUGAACAUAAAUAAUAUAUUUAAGGGUAAGUCUAUUGAAACAAACCAGAAGACUGUAAUUCAGAAACAUGGCAUGCAAAGCCUGGGUAAAGUGGCGUCCGUACGGCGCAUGCCCCCCCCUGCAAACUUACCUAGCUUGAAAGCAGAGAACAGCGGCAACGACCCUAACGUGAAUUUGGUACCAGCCGGUGGACAAGGAUGGGGAAGCAAGGCGGAGGAGACAACCCCCGAUGGGGCCUCAACCCCACAGGAGGGAACACCAACUCCAACACCACCUCUCGAAAUCACUCCCAAGGCACCCGGGGCAGGGGCACCUAUGAGUGUGGAUGUGGGCAACCAAGUAUCAACCAACAACAAUAUAGGGAACAUCACAAACUCGACUCUAAGUUGUCAACCCCCAGUAGUUGGUGGCAGUCAGCUUUUGGAAAGUGGCAUUGGUGGAGGCAUAAAUACGCCAAACAACGUAGCCAACAGCAACAGUGGGAAUGUCAACAAAAGCAAAAACCAGAACAACCUCAGUACCAGCAUUAUAUCCAUGACUUCCACGACCACAACAACAACCACAAAUACAAGCAACAAUGCCACAAUGAAGACCACAGCCACUCCCAACAUCCCAGGCAACAAUAUUGGCAGCAACAUGAACAAUAUCAACAACAACACACCCACCAACAAUACUACAAACAACGCUGCAAACAACAUCAACAGCCAAAACAAACCAUGGAGCAGUGCAGCAAGCGCUGGGGCAGCAGCUGGUGGUUCCCCUGGGGCACCACUCCCACUGGAUGGUGGUCCCCUACCAUCCUCCUCAGUCCAACAGUCGCCGUUUUUUCAGCGGGAGUUCCCCAAACUUGGUGGUGGCAAUUCACUAGCAGAGUCAUCGCCUCAGUAUGGGCCGGGCCCCAGCUUACGGCCACAGACAGAGGGAAGUUGGAUUCAGGGUGGUGGACGUGGUGUAGCUCAAGCACCGCAGGAUGAGCGCCUGCCCAGUCCACAAAACCCAGGUACAUUUAAUGCAGGCGAUAUUCAUCCCCCGAAUCGUAAUCAGGGGAUGGGAUCAAGAGGGACCCCUCCUGGUGGUCCUGCAGGAGUUCCAGGGGGCCCUGUUGGUCCGAUUGGGCCAGCACCACCUCAUGGUCCUACACCACAAUAUAGAGGAGUUGUUCCUCCUUAUCAAGUAAUGCGUAAUAGCUUCCCUGGAGCCUUUCCCCCCAACUACCCGGGUCACCCUCGCGCUCCCUACGUGCGUGACCAGAGGUAUAGAGGGAAUGGACCCUCCCCUUCAGGCAACAGUGAGGAAGAUAUAGUUGUGCCUCCUCCUAUUAUAAAGAAGGAGGCCCUGGAAGGGUUUGAGGAUGAUCCAUGUGUUACAGAAGGCUGGGCUACUAGUGCAGCGGAAGUUGAUUAUAACCAAAAAUUAAACUUCAGUGAAGAUGAAGGAACUGUAGAUGAAGAUACUCCUACCCUACGAAAUACAGAAAGGAAGUCAGAUCGAAGGGAAAGAUGGGAAAAGGACAGAAGCCGGGAAAUAGGCCGAGAGUCAGAGGAACGCCGUGAAGUGUCUAGAGAACCUGAGCGAGAAUCUUCCAUGAGAGAGAAAAAUCCCCAAGGUUCUAGAGAACGUGACAAUAGGCGCGACAUGGCUGAGGACCGUCGAGAUCGUGACCGCAGAUUCUCUCCUGGGGACCCUGAAAGGUGGCAACACCGAGGAGGUUUUGAUUAUCGUGGAGGAUCUGGUCGUGAUUAUGGUGGCCCUCAGAAUUCUGGGAACCGGGGCUGUCCCCCCCAACAUGUGCAGGCACAUAACUCCCCUCAUACUGUACCUGCAAGCACAUCUGUGCAUCCCCCAUCUCGCCCACCCUCUCUCACCCCUGUGCAUCCUCCUGCUCAUCAGUUAGCUCAUGCACCAUCUUUGUCACCAUCAUCACACCCCAGGGAAGAAGAGGAUUCAUGGCGCGAUAAACGGGUCCCUGGAGAUGAGGUACAGGUUGCCUUGGAGAGAGCAAGGCAGCGCCAUGAAGAGGAAGAGAAGCGCUAUGAAGAAAAGAAGAGGUUCGAGCAGAACAAGGUUAUCAAGAAGUCCAGAGAUCCAAGGGUUUUUGACGAAAGGGAGAGAGAAGAGCCUGAUGCUGUCAGGGAGCGUUCACGUGGCAGUAGUGAGUCGAGGGACGAUAAGCCUCCCAGCCGAGAUGGCCGGGACUAUCGGCAACACCCAGACCGCAGAGAAAACUAUAGGGACAGUUACAGGGAUCAUCCACGUGAGCAGUAUGACAGACCUUUUGACAGACGAGAUGGACAGCGGGAUUCACAGCCAGUGUUUUCCUCGCAGUUCAAAAGCAAGCUACCUCCAAGGUUCCAGAAACAGCAGCAGCAACAAGAGAUGAUGCGUGCUGGAGGGGGUGGCCAACCCUUCCGUGGACAAAAUUCACAGGCAGCUCCAUUAUUUGAACCACGCUUUGGUUCUAGUGCAGGAGGACGGUUUAUGAAUCGGGAUAAUGAAAGUAAGGAGAGAAGAAUGAGGACAGACAGUGAUACCUCUGGGGAAAUUACAGAUGAGAGGCCAGCAAGUGGACUUUCAGCAGAACGCCACAGGGAUGAUAGAGAGGAAAGGCUGGAUCGCCCAGACCAGAGAGACUAUAGAUAUGAUCGAUCUGAUAGAAACGAUAGGUCAGAGCGCCUAGACAGGAUUGAGAGGUCUGAAAGACCUGACCGCCCAGAUCGCUCAGAGCGCAUUGAGAGACCUGAUCGCUCAGAGAGAAUUGACCGAUCAGACCGUGGAGAGAGAAUCGAUAGGCCAGAUCGCUCAGAAAGAAUUGACAGGCCAGAUCGUUCAGAACGCAUUGACAGACCCGAGAGAGUGGAACGACCAGAAAGGGUUGAUUCUCGAGGCAGGGAUGAAUUCUACGAAAGACCAGAUAGAGAUGGGAGGUAUCGUGGCCGAGGCUCCCAAGGAAAUUAUAGGGAUCGGGACCGUGACCGUGAUCGCGACCGUGACCGCGACCGUGAUUGCUGGGCACGAACAUCCUACUAUGAAAAGUUUGAGGAACGUCUUGAGCCACGAGACUUGGAUUAUGAUAGACGGCGAAACAUGAAUGGGGAAGAUUGGAACAACCGGGGCAGAGACUUUGAAAGGGAAGGAAGCAAGGGCCGUAAAAUCUUUGAUGAAAGAAAUGACCGCUCUGAAAGGAGCGAGAGCUUUCUUGAGCGCCGUAGUGACAAUAAAAUGGAGUCAUGGGGCCGCUCAUAUGAGAUUGACCCUGUGAUCCCUAAGGAGCCAGAUUAUGAUUCGGGUGAACUCCGCAUGGUGCACAAGGAGUGGGACAAGGAGGUAGAAGCUGCAGAGAAGCAGAUGGAGCUACGGGAUGAAAUGCGAGACAGGCCACAGCGGCCAGACAGCCGAGACAGUCGAGCCAGCAGGGACUCGCGUGCUAGCAAGGAUUCCUUUGAGCGAUGCCCCUCAAGUGCACCUGCCAGGGAAAAGAAAUUGGAGAUAACUUCCUGGGCCGAUGCCACCUACGAGUAUGAUGAUUAUUACAGAUCGGAAGGCAGGGGGGAAGAAUUUGGCCGAGAACAGACCCUCUUAGAGUCUCCAAAGAAACUAGAGGUCAAAGAGGAAAAGCCCCCCAAAGGGAAUGAAGAGGAAGCAACAAAGGAAGAGAAGGAGGUUCACCGUGAAAUACUGAAGGAAGGAGCCCGUGCUACUCAUGCUCCAGCUCCCAUCACCAGGGAGAGACUAGAGGCCUCAGACAAGGAAAAGGAGAUCAGAAAAAACAUGACAACACUCAAAAAAUCUCAGGGGGAACCUGUAAGGAAGAUAGAAGUGAAAGAAGUGGUUCAUCCCAAGGAACAGAGAGACAAUGUUUGGGCGAGCCGUUCAAAAAACGCAGAACGCUCCCGCCCCGAUUCCAGCGGUUUGGCAACAACCACCACCAGCACAGCCGGCAACAACACAACCAAGGCCGUGGAGUCCAACAUAUGGGGCGUGGCCAAACAAACAACCACAAACAGCGAGAGCACCUCCCCAAUCACUACAACAGCCACAACAGUAACUGUGAGUCAGGUCAGCAACACUAUCACCAACACCACCAACACCGGCACCACAGCCACCGAGGGAACAGCACCAACAGUGGCAAGGGUGCCUACUCCUCAAGAGCCAAUUGGCACCACACAACCAACACCACAGCCGAUGCAACAGCAACCUCAGCCAUUAAUGCAGAUCCAGCACCAGCCACCAAUACAGCAGCAACAACAGCCACAGCAAAAUCAGAAACCUCAACCGCUGGCCGGGACCAUAGCAGAAACCACCACCACUACAACCACUACUCUGGCACAAGGGUCUUCUCAAACAGCAACCGGCGGAAGAGAGACCACUGAGGGGAAGAGUGGAGAAGUGGCUGAGAGGGAGAGUGCCGAGCGGGGCGGGGGCAGCAAACCAGUGUCGUCUGGAGGUCGUGGCAGCCGUGGAAAUCGCUACGAAUCCUCCCGAAGUGGAGGUCGCAGUGGUGGACCCAGAGGUAGCACCUAUCCUGUUUACCGUGGUGGCCGAGGGAGUCGCAGUGGGGACUUCAACCGCAGAGGAAGAGGACCACCACCAAGAUUCCAGAAGCGCAACUACAGAGGUGACGAGGAAUAUUACUAUGAAGACUACCAUCCACGUUCUCACCGUGAACGAAAGGAUGAUUGGAGCAACAGCUGCGAGGGAGACUGGAACAGCCAAGGAGGCGGAGGGAAUAGCAACAGCGCCAGCAGCAACCAGAACACCAACAGUGGCUCUGCUCAACCCAACAACCGGGAGGAGAGCGGCGAUGGUGUUGUGAUUGUAGAUGACCAGCCACAGGUUUCUGAACUCAUCGGUGAUAUUCUUGAUUCCAAUGAUGGCUUUCAGCAAGUCACAAGACGCAAGUCUGGCAAGGAAAAGGGCAAGCCAAUGCCUGAAGAAACGGUCUCUGCUGCUGCUGCUACUGCAGUAGUUACAGAGGCAGCAGGAACAACAGGGACAACUACUGUGUCUGGACCUGCCCCUUCCUCUAAUGCCAAGAAACAACCAAAAGAGAAGAAGAGUCGAUCCAGCAAGUCGAGUGGUUUUGAGCGAUCUCGUCAGAGUAAGCUUCCCCCAAGACUAGCCAAGCAGCGAGAAAAUAAUCGUAUAAAUGCUAUAAAGAAUGCUGGUUCAUGUAGCCCUGUUGAAUCUCCUACCAACACUCUCUUCCCAGUAAAAGACUCUGCUUCAUUGCCACCACCAAAGAAUGCCUGGGAUAAACCUUUAACAGCAACACUGAGAGCAAACUCGCCUUCCCAGGCUGCAGCAGGAACAGAUGGAGUCGGCCAGGGUGGAAGCAAGCCACCUUCAUUCGAUAACCAUGACAGUGGUGUUGAAAUCAGUGACCAGCCCAACUCUGGUGGCAGUAGCCAGCGGUCAAGUCCAAGUGAUGACCCAACUAACUUUGCCAAGGUUGAUAAAACUACAUUGGAUGGGACAUCAGUUCCCUCCCAGACCAUCAUUUUUGAGAACACCAACUUCAAGGCUGCAGGAACUGUAAAUGCAACUGUUGGUGCCGAGUACAAGGCCAAGUUUGGUGAAGCUCCAAAGCCUCAGAGACAACGUGAGAGUAGAGACAGGAAGAGUGCUUCUCCAGAGGCAUCCCUUGCCAUAAAAGAGGAGAAGGAUAAGAAGUCUGAAAAGCCUGAACCAAUUGAAUUGCCGCUAAGUUUCUCUACCAAAGUGGAAGAAAAUGGUGCUGAUAUGAAGCUAGACUUUACAUUUGAUUCUGAGCUUGCAGAAGUGCCAGGAUCUGUGAGCACUAAGGGCAUCAGCCUUCCAAGAUCACUGGUGAUGACAUCUGGAAGUAUGCAGAGCCCUAUUUCACCAUCAACAGAUGAUCUCAACUUGAAAAUUGCAUCUGUCAAAAAGGUCUGGGAAACCAUGGCACCUGUGCCAGAACAUGCUGAAGAUGUCACAAGUUCAGUGGCAUUUUCUACUGCUAGUUUCUCUGCUGUGGAUAGUGUUGCAGGACUUGAUCAUUCACCUGCAUUAGAGUCCUCAUUCACAACAAAGGAUUCAGCAACUGUUGGGAGUUGUGAGGAUCCUUCCCAAGAUGUUGGUGGAUACCAAGGAGGAUCACCACUACAACAGGGAGCGGCUAUGGGCAGUGGAAUGGUCUAUACCUCUUCUGUUGCAGCAUACACAUCAUCAGCAGCAUAUACAUCAUCAGCUGCAGCAUCCCUAGCCAAGGCAGAAGUCAGCCGCUCAGGCAAUGUGUGCAAGGUAAAGCCACAGCAACAAGCAGCAAGCAGUUCGGUGUCCCCAGGCCCAGGAGGAUCGUCCUUGGGGAUCCCUAGUGGAUCUUUGUCUCCUCCUCUGGCUUCAGGCUCAGCUGGGCCAUCCAACAGCAGCAUCUAUCAAGCCUUGGGUGGGGGAGCUGCUACUUUUGGUGGCAUUGGUGGCACCAUUCCCUCACCUCCUAUGAUGUAUAAUUCAAACCAACAGUUGCCACAGACUGGCCUCUACCAGCCAUUUUUGGAUGGCGCUCCUGUGCUGGGACAGAGAGGAGCAUCACAGUUCUCUCAAUAUCCACCUUAUGGUCUUGGCCAAGGUUUGGGAAGCAAUGCAUUUGGUCAGCAGUCCAUGUUCUUGCAAACACCACCACCACUCACAACACCAGCUGAUCUCUAUACCAACAACCUAUCACAAUACCGCUUACAGCCUGCUGGCUUUGGACAGAGUCAACCUCAGAACCAAAAUACUGUGUUGAUAUCUUCUGCUUCAAACUCCCUAAUGUCAUCGGCAGUGAAACCCUCUUCACAAACUUUUGGCAAUUCACAGCAGAAUUUUGGUACCAUUGGGUCUAAGGCUGGGACACCAUUCCAGCAGAGUGGCCUAGGAACUGCUUUGCAAGGUGGUCCUCAGCCCUCGCAAUUGUAUAUAUAUGAUCCCAGUCAGCCCAUGGGUCUCUUAGGAUCCCAGCUGGUCCAGCGACCUGGUGUGCAGAAUUCUGUUAUUCAAACAAUACAGCAGCCAAGUUCUUUCUACUCAAACAAUGGUGCUGGAGCCCCAGGAGGUCCACCCACAGCACCUCCAGCAGGUCCUGGAGGCCCACAGCAGCCAGCAGGAUUCUACACUGCCUCUGGAUCUCCCCUUCAAGCAGCAGUGCAACAGCAAGCACAGCCACCUCUACAAACUCCACCUGCAGCCUAUGGCUUACAAGGCUUUGGUAAUCAGUCUCAACCUGGACCGGCAGGUGUAGGAAUGCAGGGUUUUGGGUCUAGUAUGAGCCUUGCAGCACAGCAACUGGGAGCUCAGCCAUUUCGAGGUGCUCCCACACUUCCUGCAAGCUUCCUCAAGUCGUUGCAACCUGGAGCCAACAUUCAGGAUACUGCCCGCCAGCAGCUCAAGUCCCCAGGAGCUGGGCAGAAUUCCUUUUCAUCAACAUUUUUCCCAACUUCAAGUGGUAUAUCCUCAUCUGUGAACAACAGCUGCAGCACGAGUAGUGCACAUACAGUGUCUGGAGUACCACAAAUAUCUUCACCCAAAACUCAGAGCAGAAAGAUGGCAUCUCAGCCUGGGUUGUCACACCAAAGCUCAAAUAGGAAUGCUUCAUAUACAUCUCAGAAUACAACACAGAUGAUGGGUGGAAAUUUAAGGUCUUCAGGCAUGGUGAUGGGUCUGCGUGGCCAGUUGCCCAUGGGCACCCAAACCCUGAGCGGCCCAACUCCUGGAAUGGCCUCUAACUCGCGCUAUCCAAAUCCUGGCCCCAUUCAGCGGCCACCAGCAGCCCAGGGCUCCGGCAGCAGUGGCAGUCAUCGUGGUGGCCGUGGCCAGUCACAGGGCCAGCAACAGCAGUCCCAGCAGAGGAGCUCCAACCCCCCCAGCUCAGCCCAACAGGCCAAGUUGAGGGCAGAUGCUUUGAGCACCACCCAGGCGUUCUUCAACCGGGAAGCUGGAAAAUCAGAGAAGAAGGGAGAAGACAAGCAAGCAGAGUCGAUUUCAUCCACCAAGGAGGAGCUCUCAGUUGACAAGGUGUCAGCUACACCCUCCACAGCAGCUGACGGCCAGCCAAAAUGAAGCCUCAUGUGAUUGCGGAGGCUUCUGUGAAAAACGAAGCGAGGCAUUUAGCUGUCCUAAAGUGCAGGUGGUAUUCAAUGGACCGUGUAUCAUGAUGGUGACGAAGUUGGAAUUUAUUUUUUCUUCCUUAUUUUAAAAGAUCAUGUUUUAAUUAUCCAUAAAGUUAUUCUUUCUUUUUUUUUAUUACCAUUAUUUUUUCUUAAGACGAGAAAGUUCUUAUCUUUGGAAGAAGAUUUAUAUCAGUAAUGAAAAAAAAAAAAAAAUCGUAAAUAAAAUGAUAAACCCAGUGGUGAGGCAAGAUUUGCUGUGGUUGAACAAUUUGAAUUUGUGGUUUAUUUCUCUAUUGAAAGGCAAAGUGCGUAAUGUUGAGUGAACUUUAUUUUCCUCUAUUUGAAAAGCUUUCAACGCUGUGCUAGAAACAUAGACAUGAUUGAUGCUAUGGUUUCUUUUAGAAGUGUUAAAUGCAUAUGGACGGUGCAUAUGUUACUCUUGGUUGAUUUUUGUAUCUUGUCAGUUAAGUAAGGACUCAGUGGUACUGGGAAGGGCACCUGUGCUUGUUUAUUUAAUACAAGAAGAUACUACUCCACUAAAGGAAAGUAAGUGUGUAAUGCACAUGAGUCUCUCUUCUAGUUGUUAAAUGAUUUCUUUUGGUUUACUGGCUCAGGAUUGAUGGUUCCUGUAGCUACUACAGAGUAGGGUUAGAAAUGAGCUUUUUAAGAAAAGGAGGGUGUUACCCUUUGGAAGAUAUCCCUCUUGUGAAAAUGCUAUAGAAAGUAAUGCUGAUCACUAUAUAAGAACAUUUUUGAAGCCUAAGACAUUAUUACUGGCAUUUACAUAAGAAACAGGUUUACAUUGACAAUGUAAAGAGCGUGACCAAAGUGCAAGAGGCGUUUAAUGAUGGGUGAACCCUGCCAAUCUUACACCAUAGAGAAGAGAGUAAUGACCAGGCCAUGGGUAACCCGUGACGCUGUCUUGCCUGCUGGCCAUGGCGCCAACUUGCUGCUGAGGAACCUGGGGAAACUGGGGCCAUUGCUAAUGUUAUGGGACACAUGGCGACAGAAUACACACCCAUUACCUGUUCCCUUGUUAUUUUCAGGGAAAGGGUUAGGCACCCCUGGCCACCAUGCUCUACUGUCACUGCCCCUGAUGGUAUGCUGUCUGGCUAGCUGAGGUUCCAAUAUGUUAUUGUAACUUGUGGCAUUUUACCAUGUGUAUGACUUGAUAUCGUUCCCUCAUUGUUACGCUGUUGAAAAGCGCACUGUAUGGGCAACUCUGGGAAGGCUUCGUGUUGCUUCACGUGGCAGUGGCAGCUAGUGGGUGUGGCAAGAAUUACAAUAUUGGCUGCGGCCUACCCAACCAACCACACCUGCAUACCACCCACGUGGCACGCCUACGUCACAGUCUUUUAAUUUUAAUUGGCCCCACACUAUUGAAUGGAUGGGACUCUUUUAGACCCCUCAGCUUUUAUACUGAUCCAGAGCGAGUGAGGGGCCUCGCCCCCUCCUCAACACUCUUAGCAGCAAGUUCAACACACCUUGUGUAGUUGUCUUAUUGCAAUAAACUCAAUGUCUCCUG
Penaeus indicus is the source of this 9894-nucleotide messenger RNA. RefSeq names its product protein PRRC2C-like. The transcript is spliced from 17 exons. The coding region runs from base 205 to 8319 and encodes 2704 amino acids. Lineage: Eukaryota; Metazoa; Arthropoda; Malacostraca; Decapoda; Penaeidae. The record is from RefSeq and is a predicted model, not a curated record. Gene Ontology annotation, biological process: cell differentiation.